This is a messenger RNA of Helianthus annuus (common sunflower), 1817 nucleotides long. RefSeq names its product lipoamide acyltransferase component of branched-chain alpha-keto acid dehydrogenase complex, mitochondrial. The transcript is spliced from 9 exons. Gene Ontology annotation, molecular function: lipoic acid binding; acetyltransferase activity. Lineage: Eukaryota; Viridiplantae; Streptophyta; Magnoliopsida; Asterales; Asteraceae. The coding region runs from base 105 to 1592 and encodes 495 amino acids. The record is from RefSeq and is a predicted model, not a curated record. Gene Ontology annotation, cellular component: mitochondrion; cytoplasm.
AAAACGUUAAAAACAAUGGAGUUUAAGAAAAGAAGUCGUGCGAAACGGACUAUCUUGGUGCAUCCGUGUCAUUAAACAAAUGACGGAGUUGGAUCACCCACAAGAUGAUGUUAUCUCGCCGGAUUCUUCGUGGCCGGAGCUGCUUGUGUUACCUCACGUCGGCGACUUCAAAGACGGUGGUUGCCACUGAGCUAAAGCCUCCUGUAUUCACACAGUUCUCAACUUCUUCAAAGUCAAAGUUUGACUUUUCUUAUAAGUUGAACAAUCUGUAUACUAUCAAGGGGCAUUACUUUUCAACUAAUGCAUUAGAAAGUCAACCGGUCAACGGCAUUGUAGACAUACCUUUAGCACAAACUGGUGAAGGUAUUGCAGAGUGUGAACUUCUCAAGUGGUUUGUUCAAGAGGGAGAUCAAGUUGAAGAAUAUCAACGUCUUUGUGAAGUUCAAAGCGAUAAAGCAACCAUAGAAAUAACAAGUCGAUAUAACGGGAAAGUUGCUAAAGUGUUGCAUAUUCCUGGUGACAUGAUAAAGGUUGGUGAAACUCUGUUGAAACUAUUAGUCGAUGAUUCAUCACUUGCACACGACGGUGCUGAGUCAUCACUAGGUUCCGAUACACCUGAUUCCGACGACAACAAGGCAGGGGUUAAAAAGAGUCAAAAAGGUGAAGCUUUAUGCACCCCUGCUGUUAGAAGCCUCGCAAAAGAGCAUAAUAUUGAUAUCAAUGAUGUCACCGGGACCGGUAAACAUGGAAGAAUAUCAAAAGAAGAUGUUCUCAAAUACGCCUUAGAAAAAGGAAUUAUUGACGAUAAACCCGCAUUGUUUAAUCCUGGUUCUAUCGAACCCAUGGAGGGACCCGAAGAAAAACUACACGAGAUAGCUGACUCGCUUUAUCAUGAUAAGAUACUCACCCUGAGGGCGUAUCAACGCGCCAUGGUUAAAUCAAUGACUGCGGCUGCUAGUGUACCUCAUUUUCACUAUGUGGAAGAAAUAAAUUGCGAUUCACUUAUCGAGCUUAAAUCAGCUUUCCAAAAAGAGAAUACGGAUCCGGAAGUUAAAUUCACAUUCCUCCCCGUUCUAAUAAAAGCACUUUCCAUGGCGUUGACCACACAUCCGUUAGUCAACAGCACAUUCAACUUGGAAACAUAUGAAGUCACACUAAAAGGAUCUCACAACAUCGGAAUUGCGAUGGCUACACCAUCUGGACUAGUAGUACCGAACAUAAAAAAUGUUCAAUCACUUUCCAUAUUCGAGAUAGCUAAGGAAUUAUCGCGCCUCCAAAAAUUGGCAAUGGCAAACAAGCUCCCGCCUGCAGAUAUAUCUGGCGGGACCAUAACGCUGAGCAAUAUCGGAUCGAUUGGUGGGAAAUUUGGUUCACCUCUCAUUAAUGUUCCGGAAGUUGCUAUCAUCGCCCUUGGAAAAAUUCAGAAAGUUGCUCAUUUUGCGGAUGAUGGAACUGUUUAUCCCGUCUCUCUUAUGACGGUAAAUAUAGCAGCUGAUCACAGAAUUCUUGAUGGAGCAAAUGUUGCAUUUUUCUGCAAAGAAUGGAAGGAGUACAUUGAAAAACCGGAGUUGUUGUUGCUGCGUACGAGAUGAUCUUUAAUUAUGUCAAGAAAAUGAAUAUUUCUCACAAGCGGUUAAGGGUCAUACGCUUGUGACGAGUUUCUAGGAUCAUCUAAGAGAUGUUAACUGUUGUUGUCAGGAACUGUAAUGGCGAUUCGGUGAAUAAAGUGUGUCUUGUUAACCUGUUUUUACAAAUAAUUUAGUUCAGUUACUCUGUUUGUUUUUAAGAUAUUAUUAUUACCAAUCAUUUCAUGAGCA